UAUCGCUGUACGUGAGCCGCUUCUCCGCUCACACUAUGCAGCGUGACAGUUAAGCUGUAAAUCAACAGUCAAAAUUUUUAUGCAACUUGUCUCGCUGCAUUUUUCCACUAAUUGUAGCACUCUAUGUUCUGAGUUGUUUAAGGUUUUCGCUUUUCCGUCGUAUCACUUGCGCGUGAGAAGAAAACACUGCACUUCCCAUUCAUUUCCUUUCGCGUUUUAGCGAGCUGCGCUGGGGACCAUAUUUUUGGACAACUACAUGUAUAACGGAAAAACGUGAACGGCUGUAGCCUGUAGAAGGGCUAUUCACCCUCCCAAAUGGAUGUCUUGCGAUUAUCAGAAGAUCAUCAUGAGUGGCUAAAAGAACUAUGUACACAUGUGGAGAACGAUUUUGUUCAACUCGUUGAAGAUGUGGCUGGCAGUUUGCUGGAUGCCAAUUAUAAAACGAACAUCAAUAUGGAGGCAUCUCCCACUUUGAAACGAGGCACUGCGGCCUUAGGAGCACUGUUGGUGGAAGCUAGCAAACGGGAUUCUGCUCCGGACGCCGUAGCACUGUAUCUGCAAGCCAUUGACAUUCCGGAAAAACACUGCGCAGAUAUUGUUGAAUCGUAUCGAAAAAGAAAAAUGGAACUGCGUCGCACUGGUUCAUCAGUUGGAUUCUCGUUUCCCCAGAUUGUUGAUGUUAAUUGGCGGUUGGAUUAUGCCGUGACGAGCAAAAAUAUGUCACGGACUGCAGAGCCAGGUUACAAAGUUUAUUUCGAAACUAUGUCAAAAGAACACGGAUUGGAUAGCAUCAGUUUUGCCGCAUCCGUGGAAGAUUUACAUGAAAUUGUUUGGAAACUGCGAGAAGCUGUAAAAUCUGUGGAAAAACAUGCCGGGGGAUCCUAAGAGUUUGUGUUUUGCACUUGAUCGCGACCUUUUCUUGUGAUUUAAUGUGACUUACUAAUUAAUAAGAGUAGAUUAUUCUGUUCCUUUUAGACUGACACAAUCUUACAAUUACCUAUAACGGCAUUUGACGCUGAUUUUCUAAAGCAAGCGUACAUUUUCAGUUUUGCCCGCUGUCGUAUUCUUAACCAAAACAAAUGUUUUAUCGUAUUCAGUCCACGGUAGUGUGCUUUCUGAAAUUUAACCUGAUUUGAAGAAAUCUUCAAAUUUAUCUUUUUGCUACUGCUUGUUUGUUUUGAAAAAAACAGUGGAGUAUCCUCCAUUCCAUGUAUAUCUGUAGACUCUUGAAUUACGUUUUGCUCAGUCCUAACCACUGCUUGUGAUUCUUUCCAAUUGAUGAAAAAGACUGUAGUCUGCUUUAUUA
Messenger RNA from Paramacrobiotus metropolitanus, 1306 nucleotides. Its product is annotated as COMM domain-containing protein 3-like. The transcript is spliced from 4 exons. The record is from RefSeq and is a predicted model, not a curated record. Gene Ontology annotation, biological process: sodium ion transport. The coding region runs from base 316 to 885 and encodes 189 amino acids. Lineage: Eukaryota; Metazoa; Tardigrada; Eutardigrada; Parachela; Macrobiotidae.